AUGUGGUAUAUAGACGUGCGAGUACACCUGAAAAGCACCGCCGCCAGCGCCGGCCAAAAGCAAGUACAAAGCUCCCAAUUCUCUGCGCAGACUGGCGCGGAUCACCGAGAGGCCGUGGAGCGUUUGGACGGGCGGCGCCUCUCGUGGUCAAAGGCUGAGGAGAACUUGCCCCACGCCUACAGAAGCAGGGACAACCACCCGUGGACCACCCGUCAGGAAGUGCCGAUCAGCUUGCUGGAAAGCAUCAAGGGCGCCAUUCUGGGCUUCUUCGGGGGGAUUGCAGGUGCGAUCCAAGGGCGCUUCGAGGAGAUUGGCCAGGCCAUCGUGGACACUCCCAAGAUGGCCCAAAAGGAGGUGAGUGAUGGACUGGUGAAGAUCCCAGGUCGUGUGCAGGAUGGUGUGAGCCAGGCAGUGACAGGGGCCACGGGUGCAGUGGCCAAGCCACUGCAGAAGGAGCAAGCGCAGAAGGGCUAUGACGCCACCAAGGAGCGCGUGAACACCGCACGAGCGGGACAAGAGCUCUUGGAUAAAGGUGGCGAGGCGGCGGAGAGCGCCAUCCGCGCCAAGAUGAUGUCCAAGGUGGCGAUUCAUCAGACCGAGGACAUGCUGGUGCGGGCGAGGGUGGCGAAGGAAUCCUUGGAGGAGACGGCACGCUAUCUCCGUGCAGCCCACGAAGGUGCAGAGAACUUGCCGGAAGGUAUGCGGUGGACCGGGGCGCAGAAUUUCCAUGAGCUGGCCGAGGCUUAUGAGGCCAAGGCGACCCUGUACAAGAUGCUCUUGGAAACCCUGGAGGAUGACAAGGAGUUGCCCGCCGCUCCGAUGAUGAACCCCGCAGAGGAAGAUGCGGCGCUACUGCUGCAGAUCAAGGACGGCUACAAGCACACCACUCGUCGGAUCACUGAGGGAGCAGAGCUGCUCAGGAGAAACACCCUGGACGGGAAUAUCUUCACGUCGCAGUGUUUGGGGGGAUCAGCUUGCAUCUGA
Durusdinium trenchii is the source of this 984-nucleotide messenger RNA. Lineage: Eukaryota; Dinophyceae; Suessiales; Symbiodiniaceae. The record is from the annotation of a GenBank genome assembly.